AGGAAGUGCAUGCAGUUUGCUGUACGGGACAGGGCUGGGCUGGGCUGGCGCUGGCGUGAGCAGAGCUGUGCGGCGCAUCUGGAGGUCGGGCCAGUGGAAAAGUUAAACGGACGGGAGCGGCGGAGCGAGGGAGCAGAGUGUGGCCCCAGAGAGAGUCUACCGCAGCCAGCAGACCCAGCGCAGCGUAACGUAGCCUAGCGUAGCCUAGCGGAGCGGCACCGGCCGGACCAGCAGGAGGAAAUGGCUCUGAUCCCCCUGCCCUCGCUGUGUCUCUUCUGCGUCCUCGCGAGGCUCUUCUGCCAGACGGCGGCCGCCGGGUCCUGGGGACAGCAGACCGCCGUGCUGAAAGUGUGUGGAAAGGGAUUUUUCCUCAGUGAAUUUAACAAAUGCCUGCCGUGUAACUGCAAAGGUUAUUCCGACACCUGUGAAGAUAUCACUGGGAUUUGUAUAGACUGCCGGGACGGUACUGCAGGGGAUUUCUGCGAGCGUUGCCAGGAUGGGUUCAUCCGUGACACCUCCUACGAGGGACAUCACAUAUGCCGCCGCUGCGCCUGUCCCCUACUGCUACCCUCCAACAACUUCGCCACGCACUGCGACAAGAGGAGCGGGGUCCUGCGGUGCAUGUGCCAGGAGGGCUACGUGGGAAACUACUGUGAGAGGUGUGCUCCCGGUUACUACGGCAACCCCACGAAGAUCGGCGACUUCUGUAAGAAGUGCGACUGCAACGGGAACUCUGACCCGAACCUGAUCUUCAACGAGUGCCACAACGUGACGGGCCGCUGCCAGAACUGCUGGGGCAACACCGCCGGCGCCAACUGCGAGAGGUGCGCCCCCGGUUUCUACGGAGACGCCAUCAGCGCCAAGAACUGCAGAGAGUGCCGGUGUAAUAAGUGCGGGACGGCGUCAUGUGACGACAGGACAGGGGUGUGCCACUGCAAGCCGGGGGUGACCGGCGCUCUGUGUGACCGGUGUGAGGAGGGCUACUCUGGGUUCACAAGCUGUCUGGGCUGCCGGAGGUGCGAGUGUGGUGUGGCUGCACUGCGGCCAACCUGCAACCCCCUCACACAGGGCUGCCAGUGCCACCCGGGGGCGGGAGGCCGGUACUGCGAGCGCUGCCAGCCAGGCUUCUGGAAUUACGGGCCCUCGGGCUGUCAGAGGUGUGACUGUGACGGGGGGGUGUGUGACAUGCUGACCGGGGAGUGCCUGCCCGAGCCGUCCGUCUCCUCUCACACCGUCUGUAACAUCAGCUGUGAUGAGUGCAUAUGGUACCUGAUUGGAGACAUCAGGCUGACCAAUAAGACUCUGGAUGACCUCAAGCUCAGUAUCAUCAACAUCUCCACCGGAGCCGCUGCCAAUGACCGCCUCAAAUACUACAACUACACUGCCCAGCGGCUGCAGGCUCAGUUUGUGGGCUGGAGGAAUAAGUCAGCGCAGAUGAGAGCCCAGACCGGAGAGCUGAAGAAAGGCACCGCGGCUCUGCUCUCUGACAUGUCUCUCCUGGCGAAGAAGGAGGAUAAGGUGAAGGACCUGCGACAGGAGGUGGACGAGGGCACCCUGCACAGCCUCACUUUGGCAGACAGGCUGGCCACAAACCUGACCACCCUCAACGGCGUCAUAGAAGAGAUGAUCAGCGACUGGGAGCAGUACAGCGUGCACCAGGACCUGGACCCGGAGGUGGUGAAGCAGAAGAGCGCUGAUGCAGAGAACAUGGUGCUCAGGAUGAGGAAGCUGGACCUGUCUCCCAAGGAGCCCAUCGCCACCGACGAGUCGGCCGAAGCCCACGAGUCCCUGAGGCAGGUGCGUCAGAUGGAGAAGAAGCUGAUCGGCACCGAGGGACGCCUGGCGCCGGUGCGGGAACUCCUGUCCCGCUUCAGCUCCAAGCUCUCCGACGCCCAGGACCUGCUCCGGCGGGCCACCGACACCGUCCGACAGACCCACGACAGGAACAAAGGCAACCUCGUCAAAUUCCAGAGGAGUGAGGCCAGACGGCAGAGGCUGGAGGAGAGUUUCGGGGCGGUGAACGACACCCUGCGGGUGGCUGGAGACCUGCUCAUCGACACGGAGGACGUGGCCUCUGACCUGGAGACCAUGGUCAAGAAUGUGACCGAGUUCCACGCUGCCGUUGACGGGGCCAGCAAGCUGCUCAAGGAGAAAACGGAGAAUCUGUCGCUGGCGGACAUGGACCUGGUCCAGAGGGCCAACGACCACGCCCAGGAACUGCAAAGACUGGCCAACGAGCUGGAGUAUGAUCUGAAAAACAACGACGCCAAUGGAUUCGUGCAGAAGGCCAUAGAUGCGUCAAACGUGUAUGACAACAUCAUCAAGUACAUUGAAGAGGCCAACAUCACCGGGCUAACAACCCAUAGUUUAGCAGACAGGGCUGAUGAUGCCAUCUCUGGGAUCAACACGCAGCGUGGCUUUCUGAAAACACAGAGCGACCACAUCUUCAAAGCGUCUGUCACCUUACGCUCGGAACAUGCUGACGUGCAGUCUACAGUUCUUGACACCGCUAAAUAUGUGGAAGAGACAAAAGAAACCAUGGAUGAUGUCAAGAAAAGACUGUCAGAUGUGAAGAAUGAUAUUAAUGUAAUUGAGAAAGGCAGAACAACACAGCGUCUACAGUUCGCCAAGGAGGUGGCAGAAAACACUCUGAACCGCUCCAGAGAGGUUCUGCAGGGCAUUAACCCGAUCAGCACCAGGGUGGAGCAGUGGUCCAGAAACAUGAACAACAACGAGUAUUCCGCCGCGGCCUACGACCGGGCUGUCAUCUCAGCGGGGGAAGCAGUGAACAACCUGUCUGAGCUGGUCCCAGAGCUUCUGGACAAACUGCGAGUGGUGGAGGAGAAGAAGCCGGUCAAUAACGUCUCCACCAACAUCAUGCGGAUCAGGGAGCUGAUCGCCCAGGCCAGGAGCGUGGCCAAGAAGGUCCAAGUGUCAAUGAAGUUCAACGGGCAGUCCGCGGUGGAGGUGCAGCCACACUCGAACCUGGAGGAGCUGAAGACGGUCACCUCCAUCAACCUGUUCGUGCGGGUGGACCCCGAGAAGGAGCCCGUGAAGGACCGCUUCAUCCUCUACCUGGGAGACCGAAACGGCAUGAAAGACUACAUGGGCCUGGCCAUUAAGAAUGACAACCUGGUGUACGUCUACAAUCUGGGCGGUGGAGAUGUCGAAAUCUCACUGAGUUCCAAGCCCGUCAGCACAUGGCCCCCCUUCUUCAACCUGGUCAGAGUGGAGAGGCUGGGGAAACAUGGGAAAUUGUUCCUGACCGUGCCCAGCCUGAGCACCACCGCUGAGCAGAAGUUCAUCCAGAAAGGGAUGGCCCCUGGCAUAGACUCCCUGUUCGACCUGGACCCCCAGAACACCGUUUUCUACGUGGGUGGCGUCCCCCUGGACUUCAGGCUGCCCGCUACGCUGAGUCUUCCCCCCUUCGUGGGCUGCAUCGAGAUGGCCUCCAUCAACAAUGAUGUCAUCAGUCUGUACCACUUCAAGCAGACCCACAAAAUGGAUGUCGUCGCUACUCCACCUUGUGCCAGGUACAAACUGGCUUUCUCACAGAGUCGUGUCACCAGCUACCUGUUUGAUGGCACAGGCUACGCCCUUAUCAGCAACAUCGAGAGGAGGGGCAAAUUUGGAAUCGUCACCAGGUUCGACAUCGAAGUGCGAACCGUGGCUAACAAUGGCAUACUCUUCCUAAUGGUCAAUGGGGAUAAUUUCUUUGUGCUGGAAUUGCAUAAUGGGUUCCUACGCCUCAUGUAUGACUUUGGGUUCAGUGGUGGUCCAGUUGUCAUGGAGAGUAACCUACCAAAACUGCAGAUCAAUGAUGCAAGAUACCAUGAGGUGUCUAUAAUUUACCACCAUUCCAAGAAAAUCAUCUUAUUGGUGGACAGAAGUCACGUCAAGUCCAUGGAAAAUGAGAAGAAAACAUUGCCCUUCUCAGACAUCUACAUUGGAGGGGCCCCCUCUCGCCUUUUGCUCUCAAGGCCAGAGCUCUCCUCCCUGGUGGGGCUGAGGGGCUGUGUGAAGGGCUUUCAGUUCCAGAAGAAGGACUUCAACCUGCUGGAAGAGGAGGGAACCAUCGGCAUCAGCAGUGGCUGCCCAGAGGAGUCCUUCAUGUCUCGCAAAGCCUACUUCAUCGGGGACGGCUUCCUGGGGUCCUCAGCGAAGAUAUCCCCCUUCGAGACGUUUGAGGGAGGCCUCAACUUCCGCACGCUGGAACCCAACGGCCUCCUCUUCUACCACAACGAAGGGGCUGAUGAGUUCUCCCUUUCCAUUGAGAAUGGGGCCGUAGUGCUGAACUCCAGGGGGACCAAGGUCAAGUCACACAAGAAGCACUACAAUGACGGACGGACUCAUUUCCUGGUGGCCUCAGUCAGCAAUCAAAAGUAUCAUCUGGUUGUGGACGACAAAGACAAGCAGGAGAAGAGUCGUCCAGCUUCAUCUGCGGCGUCGACCGCUUCUCUCAAGACAUUCUAUUUCGGGGGAUCCCCCAGCAGCAGCAUCCGGAACUUCACCGGCUGUGUCAGUUAUGCCUACAUCAGCAGAGAGGACAGGGACAUAGAGCCAGAAGACUUUCAGAGGUACUCUGAGAAUGUGCAGGCCUCUCUGCAGGACUGCCCCGUGGAGAGACCCCCAGCGGCAUUGCAUCUGAAACAGAGCAGGAACUCGUCCAAAAGCAAGCAGAGCCAGGCCAGGAAGGUGGGCAGAGAUAAGUCCAGCCUCCCGCAAGGCCCGGCGGGCCUGAAGAUUGACCCACUGGAGGCGCCCGAGGUAGAGGCCACACCCUGCUACCUCUCCUCAAAGCCUCGUGCCACAGGCCACGCCUACCACUAUGGAGGCACCGGCAACAGCAGGCAGGAGUAUGUGGAUACCCCAGAAUCCAUCAGUGAGAGGUCCCACUUCAGUCUCUCCCUGAAGACUCACUCCUCCUUCGGCCUCAUCUUCUACGUGUCGGAUGAGACCGAGGACAACUAUAUGGCCCUGUUCCUGGCACAUGGGAAGCUGGUCUACACCUUCAACAUCGGCAGCCACAAAAUCAGGAUCAAGAGCCAGGAGAAAUACAAUGAUGGUGCCUGGCACAAUGUUAUUUUCACCCGCGACGGGAAUGUGGGCCGAUUAAUAAUUGACGGGUUGAAAGUGCUGGAGGAUCGCAGUCCUGGCGGUAACAGCUCCUGGCACGUCAGCAGCCCUCUCUACCUGGGAGGCGUGCCCCCCGGGAGGGCUCAGAGGAACAUCCAGAGGAACUCUGUGUACAGCUUCACCGGCUGCGUGAAGAACGCCCAGCUCAACGGCCAGCGGCUGUCCUCCGUGUCACAGACCUUCGGGGUCACGCCAUGCUUCGAAGGACUCUCCGAGCCCGGGUCCUACUUCUCAGAGGAGGGCGGAUAUGUGGUGUUGGAUGACUCUUUCAACCUGGGGCUGAAGUUUGAGCUGGUGCUGGAGGUCCGGCCUCGUGCAGCAUUCGGAGUGCUACUGCAUGUCUACACCUCUGAAGGGGAGUACCUCAGCGUGUAUAUUCAUCAAGGAGAGGUAGUGGUCCUGGUGAACAACGGAAUCCGGGAAUUCUCCACCAGCGUCUCUCCCCGACAGGGCAUCUGUGACGGCAACUGGCACAGAAUCACACUGAUCCGAGAUGCCAAUGUUGUGCAACUGGAUGUGGAUUCAGAGGUGAACCAUGUUGUGGGUCCACUCAACCCGCAGGCAGUGGACACCAGAACCCCUGUAUUUAUUGGGGGAGCCCCAGUGUCUCUCCUUCCCCCGAGUCUCCCCACCAACAGGCCCUACACGGGCUGCAUGAGGAACAUGGCGGUCAACGACACCCAAGUGAGCUUCAGCAAAGCCGCCCUGGUCAGUGGGGCGGUCAGUGUGGGCUCCUGUCCAGCCGCCUAGCGCUGCCCUCACAGCCACGGCCACACCCACAGCUCCGAGGCCAAUCCAAAGCCUGAAUCAGUCUGUGUCAUACCGUGCUGAACCAAUAAAAAAAAGCAUGAAAUAGCAUUGUCACUGUUUCUUGGUUGUACUGAUGCAUUUGUAAUCUGUUCUCCCUUUCACUGCUCUGAGUCAGAAGUCAUAUCUUGAACUGGCCACCGACAACUGAUACCUUAAAUUGGAAAUUCUUCCUGGGCAAAAAAAAUGUACCAAGUAUCAUUUUUAACCUUGGGGGGUUCUGUGGUAUUCAAUUUGAUUUUAAAACUUGUGCGGUAAAGUUGUACCAAUAAAGCACAAAUGGCAAAUGUAUAAGUGAAAAACGUCUUCACAGAUUUUUUAUAUCAGGUUCUACUUAGUAUUCCUAUAUAAGUAAGCAUUGGUUUGUCUAUUAUCAUUUAUUUUUUUUAAAGAAAUUAUUGUUCCUAACUUGUUUUAGGUAGAAAGAGAUAUGCUCCAUAUCUCCUUGCUAAAAUCACCCUCAGAAAAGACUGUACUCUAAUUAGGAAUGAAGGCAAGGCAAGACAAUGCUCUCAUGCUUAGAUUAUUUCAUCACUAUCCUAUAUAAUCUCACAUCAAUUAUUUUUAUGCAACUAAUGAAAUGUUCUGUUCUGCUUUUAAACUAUAUUG
Molecule: messenger RNA, 6552 nt
Organism: Megalops cyprinoides (Indo-Pacific tarpon)
Lineage: Eukaryota; Metazoa; Chordata; Actinopteri; Elopiformes; Megalopidae
Gene: lama4
Product: laminin, alpha 4
Exons: 40
Coding region: 241-5886 (1881 amino acids)
Biological process (GO): regulation of cell adhesion; regulation of embryonic development; cell adhesion
Molecular function (GO): signaling receptor binding
Source: RefSeq, a predicted model, not a curated record